UGGAGUUCGUUAGCGGGUUUAAUUAUGACUCAAGAAAUGAUUAAUUUGAUUUCUCGUUUGGAAAAAGCCACCGAAAAGUUGGAGUCUAUCGCAGGAAUUUCUCCGCCUUCUUCUACAACUUCCACUUCUGCCUCAAAUAAAAACUUUUUUAUUUCUGCUUACGAUGAGUUUCUUUCUUCUACCGUUGAUAAAUAUGUAGAGGCUUCAAAGAAAUGUGCCGCACCCGUUUACGAAAUAGCUUUACUCGUAAAAGAAGCGUUUCUAGCACAACGUGCCUUCAUAGCUACAGCAGGUGACUGUAGAAAACCAAAUCAGAGUGAAUUGACAUCUCUUUUUAAGCCUCAAAAAGAUGCAAUUGUUGCUAUUUGUAAUUAUCAAAGUAAAGAUUUAAAUGUGAAGAACCACAUUAGAGCCGUCACGGACUCUGUAAUUGCACUUGAGUGGGUCUCUCAGGAGGAUCCCUUCAAUUUUGUAAAAACUACCAGCGAGCCGGCCGAUUAUUUUGCUAAUAAAGUUCUUCAAGAGUACAAAUCUAAGGAAAACCCAAACAACCAAUGGGCAAAGGAAUUUAAGUCUUUAUGGACGGGAUUAGCCAAUUACGUUAAAGAAUAUCAUGAUAAAGGAUUUUCUUAUAAUCCUAAUGGCUGUUCUCCGAAAUCCUGUGAAGAAAAAGUUAAGCCGAAUUCGACCACUUCUGCUAAAGCAACUUCUGGAGGAACUUUUGAGUUGUUUUCAGCACUUAACAAAGGCGGAGACAUAACUAAAGGACUUAAAAAGGUUGACAAGUCUCAAAUGACGCACAAAAAUCCAGCCUUGCGAGCUUCUUCUGUAGUUCCUUCUGAAACGCCCAAGAAAGAAACAUCCACUCCCAAACCCACCAAUACGAAAACUUCUGAAGCUUCGUACGAGCACGUGAGAGGAAAAAAGCACCAUUUUGAGUUUUAUAAAGGAGACCAUUCGCUGAAAGUUCCAGAACCGACCAUUCAGGAGAAUAUCAUACUUUACAAGUGUGAGAAUUGCACGCUUCAAGUUAAAGGCAAAUGCAAUAAUAUUGUUAUUAAUAAUUGCAAAAAGGUUGCUAUAGUUUUUCACACGGUCAUUUCUUGUGUGGAAGUAAAUAAUUCUGUAUCCUGCCAAGUUCAAGUGUUGGGUUCUGCGCCAAUGAUUACUCUCGAUAAGGUGGACGGCUGCCAAAUCUAUUUAAGUAAAACUUCGUUGAAUACCGAAAUCAUCACAGCGAAGACGUCAGAAGUAAACGUUAACGUUUCUGGUGAAACGGAAACUGAAGAUCCUGUUGAGUACUCUCUUCCUGAACAGUUCAAAAAUGUUUGGUGUGCCAAAGAAAAGAAAUUUUGCACGGCGCCUGUAACCCACGGUUGAGCUGAAAAU
Molecule: messenger RNA, 1389 nt
Organism: Zophobas morio
Lineage: Eukaryota; Metazoa; Arthropoda; Insecta; Coleoptera; Tenebrionidae
Product: adenylyl cyclase-associated protein 1-like
Exons: 12
Coding region: 25-1380 (451 amino acids)
Biological process (GO): cytoskeleton organization; cell morphogenesis; actin filament organization
Cellular component (GO): cytoplasm
Molecular function (GO): actin binding; adenylate cyclase binding
Source: RefSeq, a predicted model, not a curated record